AUGACGUCCGUCGUAGAUGAAAGGGUAUCUGAUGAAGUGGAAGUCUUGGAAGCUAUUUUAAUGAACGAUGUAAUCAUUGAACGAGAAGGCAAUAAGCCUACUAUAAUCGAAACAGUCGUUCAUCCAUUAACUGGAGAUGAUACAGAUCAGCAAUAUGUAUGUGUUACUUUAGAAGUUAAAUUGACUCCAGAUUAUCCAGACAGUAGUCCUGAAGUGACCUUAAGGAAUCCCAGGGGCUUGGACGACCAGCUGCUGUCCAUGAUUAAUUCACAAAUUAAGGAAAAAUUGGCAGAAUGUCUAGGGCAGCCUGUAGUUUUUGAACUUAUAGAGCUUGUACGCGAGAACUUAACGGAAAGAAAUCUUCCGAGUGGCCAGUGCGUGAUUUGCCUGUACGAUUUUGUCGAGGGUGAUAAAUUCACCAAGACCCAAUGUUACCACUAUUUUCACAGCCAUUGCCUUGCGAGCCAUCUGAUCGCUGGGAAGAAAUAUUAUCAAGAAGAUUUAGAUAAACUUCCCAACUGGCAGCAGAUGCAAGCCCCGCCAUAUCAGCCAUCAUGCCCAGUGUGUCGCAGUGAGGUAUCCUGCAAUGUAGAUGCUCUUAAGGAAGCUCCACCGCCGAUCGAAUCUAACAAUGCAGAACCAUUUCGUCUGACUCCUGAAAUGAAGGCCAUGCAAAAGUACAUGGCCGGCAUACUAGACCGGCAAAUAGCUAAAGGAGGUGUCGUUGGAAUGGGAGAUACGGGACCACCGCCAAUUACCAUAACCACGCCGGCUGAUACUGAAAAUGAGGCGGCAACCAAUGGCUCGCCAAGUAGCCAACAAGAUGAGGCAAAGCCUGAGGCCAUUCCCAACGGUCGACCUGCUGGUAACACCUCAAAUGAGAAUUCUACUCCUGGAUCGCCGCAAGCGCAGCAAGCAUAUCGAGGUCCUUACAGGGGCUUCAACCGGCGCGGUAAACCCGGGCGGCGCGGGCGCGGCGCGGCGGGCGCGCGGUGA
Parnassius mnemosyne (clouded apollo) is the source of this 996-nucleotide messenger RNA. The record is from the annotation of a GenBank genome assembly. NCBI's taxonomy places the organism in Eukaryota, Metazoa, Arthropoda, Insecta, Lepidoptera, Papilionidae.